AGUUUAUAUCUUGAACGUGUUCGUGUUUAGCAUUGUGUGGACCAUACUGAUUCAUAUAAGUUCUCUUAAAUCAAGAUAUUGAAAACGAGCUGUCGGUUUCAGUAUAUAUUUUUUUCUUUCUCAGUGCGAUCAAAGGUUGGUCUGUCUAUUUACUUACUCACCUGGCCUUUAUAAUGCUAAACAAAGGCAAACAAUUUUCAAACAUUAAUAUAGAUGUGCUUAAGCUUGGUCGACAUGCAUGAAGUAUUCUUAUCAUCUACUUGAAAAGAACAGAGCUUUGCAGAGUUUAGAAGCUACAGCAGGUGGCGAAGAGCUAAGAAUGGAUAAAAUUUCUGAUUGCUUGUGUACUAACUGUGUUGGUAUUGUGGCUACUUUGAUCUUCGUGUUCAUCUUAGGAGGUAUCUUGGCAUACAGCGGGUUGUUCCACCGCGUGGUCGUCAGGAAACUGGUUAACCCGGUUGGGAAACUUCGUGUAGCUUAUCUCUACAACACUGGACCAUAUCGAAAUUGUGGACCACUUUUCGACCGCGUGUCUCGUUUGGCGCCUCAUGCACGAUGUCUGGGUAUAUACUAUGAUGAUCCAAAGGUGACCCCCGAGAGUGAGCUACGUUACAUGGUUGGAACGAUUUUGAGCGAGGACGGCGAGAGAGUAGAUGAUAAGAUAAAUAAACGAUGUGAAGACGAUGGUUUCAGGGUGAUUGAGUUUCCUGCUAUCUCUGAAGCUAUUGGAACUAACUUCCCUUUCCCAUGGAUGUUAUCCAUCUUCAUUGGUGUCUGGAGGGUAUACCCAGCUCUCAAUAAGAAGAUUAAGGAAGAAGAAUUGCAUCCGGGACCUUGUUUUGAGAUAUACAGCGAUGGAAUGACAAAUUUCUACAUUCCUCUUAACAACCGUGAUGCGUAUUACGUUCCUGAGGCACUGAAGACCAAAUCAACUUAAAUUUUGGUCACCAAGCAGACCUUAUCUUGAACAAGUUUACGAUAACCCUUAAACUCUGGAGAGGAAGGAUUCAUCGAGUGGGACAGAUUCAGGAUUUCAUCAGGGGCACUGAAAGGGACAUCAUUUUAACGCAACAAACAUUCACAAGCGAAAAAAAGGAAGGAUCCUGUACCUAAAACAUCCCUAAUAUUCCUUUCCUUUUCAGUUCCAUUAUGUAGAUGACUAUUUGAAGAAGAAGUCUUGUAACAAGUCGUGAUCUAUUUUGUAUGAUGAACAAAAACGUAUAUACCUAAUUUCCCUCUCAUUCCAAUUUUCCUAUAACAGGGGAAUGAUAUAAACCUAAAACUUGACAAAAAUGGGCACACACCUCUUGUGUUAUGCACCUUCAUAUAUAGGGGCCGCGGAACCGGGGGCGAGGGCUUCAGCACCCCUUUAAUAAAAGUAUAUAAAAACUUAAAAAUGACCAUCUGAUUGUGAUUUUUUUAAUCGUUGUCGGCCCCCACUUUCGUCUCAGCCACCCAACCAAACACUCACUUUAAAAAACUCUGCUUCCCCAUAUCUUAGGUUCCGUGCCUGAUCUGGAUAAGUGGAUGAUGAGGGGGAUCAUGGUUUCAGGAAAUAUUCGCACAAUUUGCUACAUCUAAGAGAAUGAGUCGAUCUACACAUCAUUCGUGUUUUCAGUUGGGAUUUUAAUAGAUUCUAAAAAAGUGAUAAAAAUAACUGGGAAAAAUAUAAUGUAUUAAAUCCGUUGUCGUGUUCAUUAUUGAUAUCAUUGUGCUGCAAUUAACUUAGUAUGAAAACAAAAGCUGUAUUAACUAAUGACUUUAAAGAAUAUUCUUAAGUAAAGGGGGUUAAUAACACUGCACACCGUCCAAGCAUUUUAAUUUAAUGCCAUACCGCUAUUUAUACACAAUUUAUAGUACAGUGCAUAAUUAUAUGUUCAUAAUGUAGGCCAUAAAAUUAUUUUCGUUUUAAAACACAUUGUUUUGAUAAGUAUACAAUUACAUAGUUGUAAGCUAUAAAUGCAGUCAAUCGACUGCUGGUGAAAACAGUAUUUCGAAAUAUACUCGUCACAAUUCUAGCCAUUUUUUGCAUGAAUGUUAUGUUACACUGAUAUUCAAGUAUAUACCAAUUAGAUAAAAGCAUACAAUUCUUUCAUUUUUUUAAUAAAAUAACUUUUGAAGUUUUA
Lytechinus pictus (painted urchin) is the source of this 2126-nucleotide messenger RNA. Its product is annotated as testis-expressed protein 264-like. NCBI's taxonomy places the organism in Eukaryota, Metazoa, Echinodermata, Echinoidea, Temnopleuroida, Toxopneustidae. Bases 239 to 937 code for a protein of 232 amino acids. The transcript has 3 exons. Gene Ontology annotation, biological process: protein-DNA covalent cross-linking repair; reticulophagy. The record is from RefSeq and is a predicted model, not a curated record. Gene Ontology annotation, cellular component: nucleus; endoplasmic reticulum membrane; autophagosome membrane.